AUGCCAAACGUCUCGCUGAAGGGACCCUUCUCCUCAAUCCGAGCACGGAACGGAUCGCUGGUGAAGAACAUCAAAGAGCUGGAGGAGUCCAACCUAAGAGAUAUCAGUUUAAUUGGACAGCAUGUUUUGCUUCACGUCCAAACUGUCAUCGAACGCCAGGGCGAGCAGCUGGCUCUAGGGUUUUCAGAGAUGAAGAAGGAGUUCCAGAGCCUUGAGGAGGGCAUAGAGAGUAUCCAUCUCGAAAACACGGCCCGCGAUGAGGCCGCCGAAGAUUCAGACUGCAUCAACGCCUUUCAAACAGGGAUCAACUACGUCCUCCAAAUGGAUAGAAAUAGCACGACGAUGACCGGCUUCGCAGCUACGACACGGCCCUGA
Messenger RNA from Colletotrichum graminicola M1.001, 375 nucleotides. RefSeq lists its product as uncharacterized. The record is from RefSeq and is a predicted model, not a curated record. The coding region runs from base 1 to 375 and encodes 124 amino acids. The transcript is spliced from 4 exons. Lineage: Eukaryota; Fungi; Ascomycota; Sordariomycetes; Glomerellales; Glomerellaceae.